GAGACCCGGAAGCGGCGCGGGCUGGCGGCGACGCCGCGGGGAUGGCGGGAGCCGGAGCAGGAGCCGGAGCUCGCGGCGGCGCGGCGGCAGGGGUCGAGGCCCGCGCGCGAGACCCGCCGCCCGCGCCGCGCGCGCCCCCGCGCCCCCGCCGCCCCCUGGCGCAGCCGUCGGGCCGCAGGAUGGACGGGGCGGCCGCGAGCCCGGGCCCGGGGGACAGCGCCCCGACCACCGAGGCCCUGUUCGUGGCCCUGGGCGCGGGCGUGACGGCGCUCAGCCACCCGCUGCUCUAUGUGAAGCUGCUCAUCCAGGUGGGCCACGAGCCAAUGCCCCCCACCAUCGGGACCAACGUGCUGGGGAGGAAGGUCCUGUACCUGCCCAGCUUCUUCACCUACGCCAAGUACAUCGUGCAAGUGGACGGGAAGAUCGGGCUGUUCCGGGGCCUGAGCCCCCGGCUGAUGUCCAACGCCCUCUCCACUGUCACCCGGGGCAGCAUGAAGAAGGUGUUCCCCCCGGACGAGAUGGAGCAGGUUUCCAACAAGGAUGACAUGAGGACCUCACUGAGGAAGGUCGUGAAGGAGACCUCCUAUGAGAUGAUGAUGCAGUGUGUGUCCCGCAUGUUGGCGCACCCCCUGCACGUCAUCUCCAUGCGCUGUAUGGUUCAGUUUGUGGGACGGGAAGCCAAGUACAGUGGCGUGCUGAGCUCCAUCGGGAAGAUUUUCAAAGAGGAGGGGCUGCUGGGAUUCUUUGUAGGCCUAAUCCCACACCUCCUGGGAGAUGUGGUCUUCCUGUGGGGCUGUAACCUGCUCGCCCACUUCAUCAAUGCCUACCUGGUGGACGACAGCGUGAGUGACACCCCAGGGGGGCUGGGGAACGACCAGAAUCCAGGUUCCCAGUUCAGCCAGGCCCUGGCCAUCCGGAGCUACACCAAAUUCGUGAUGGGGAUCGCCGUGAGCAUGCUCACUUACCCCUUCCUGCUGGUCGGCGACCUCAUGGCUGUGAACAACUGCGGGCUGCAGGCCGGGCUUCCCCCCUACUCCCCGGUGUUCAAGUCCUGGAUCCACUGCUGGAAGUACCUGAGUGUGCAGGGCCAGCUGUUCCGAGGCUCCAGCCUGCUGUUCCGCCGGGUGUCCUCGGGAUCCUGCUUUGCCCUGGAAUGACCGAUCACCAUGACACCUGCCGUCAGCCUGCCCCUCGCUGGGUGAGGCCUGAUCAGGCACCUGCAGAAGACUCCGACUCCACCGCACCCAGAUGUGCCCCAGCCCGGCCGGGCUUUGGUUCCCAUAUUUCUAUGUGUCUGUCCAGAUGGGGUGGGUGGGCAUGAGCCCAGUGGGUCGGGGCAUCGGUUAGAUCUGGGGACAGUGGGUGGGGCUAGGGAAUUGGGGUGCCAUCUCUGUACCACCCAGACGGAGGGGCUCAGAGAGGCCCAGGUGGGCUGGGAGAAGGUUCCUGGGCACAUCCACCCCACCCACCCCAUCCCGCCCCCCACCCCCCACCCGUCCGCUCAGCUCCUUCUGCAGCUCGGAGCACUGCCCUCCUGCUUUGUAAAUAGGCCCCCCAGCCGGCCACCGGCUGUCACUAGGCCCCACCUUCGGUCUUCUCAACACUACUUUUCUGCUCCGAAGGCACUUUCGGAAUGGGAACUCAUGGGCCUGCUCGGAUGUGUGUCCCCUCCCCCCAGUGCUUGUCAGUGUCGUGGUGGCCCCUCCUGUGUGCGGCGAGCAUAGGAACAGGCAGACCUGUGUCUCGUCCUCCGCAGUUUCAAAGUUCCCUCAAAUAAAUGUAUUGGUGGUGAUUUGGAACUUGG
Messenger RNA from Sorex araneus (European shrew), 1804 nucleotides. RefSeq names its product mitochondrial carrier 1 (gene MTCH1). Gene Ontology annotation, cellular component: membrane; mitochondrion. NCBI's taxonomy places the organism in Eukaryota, Metazoa, Chordata, Mammalia, Eulipotyphla, Soricidae. The record is from RefSeq and is a predicted model, not a curated record. The transcript has 12 exons. The coding region runs from base 42 to 1157 and encodes 371 amino acids. Gene Ontology annotation, biological process: positive regulation of apoptotic process.